Messenger RNA from Chaetomium strumarium, 746 nucleotides. RefSeq lists its product as uncharacterized. The transcript is spliced from 5 exons. The record is from RefSeq and is a predicted model, not a curated record. NCBI's taxonomy places the organism in Eukaryota, Fungi, Ascomycota, Sordariomycetes, Sordariales, Chaetomiaceae. The coding region runs from base 116 to 715 and encodes 199 amino acids.
AGCCGUUGCCGAAAACAAGACUGCGGUUCUGCGACAUUAAUGCUUUGCCUGGCCCCCAUCGGCGAACCGAAGAGGAACCAGGUUUUCUUAUCAAUAGCACUACCACACCGUCACCAUGUCCGGCGUUCCCAGAACGUCCGCGCACUUCGUGCGCAAUUCGACAAACAACUCCGUGAAGAACCCCGCCAAUCCCUCUGAGCAUGGUUACCACCAUGGUCCAAUUGCAAACCCGACCCAUGGCUGGGUCCCUCCCAGCCACCAGGCUAGUCGUGGUGGUAGAUUGAUAUGCCUGCGAUAUGCUUUGCAUCAGGCCACGGAGAAGGCCGCCCUCGCUAAGAGGCCGGGUUGUAAAAGGACCCUGUCCAUCAGAGAACCCAUCGGGCAUCGAGUGCUGCUGUGUGAUUCGGUCUGCCACUACACCCUUGAUCUCGUCAACCACUUCGACCUCUCGCGCUGCACAGUGACUAUCGACAGUCACUGCGCCUCCUCGAAGAAGAGCGGCGCCUCCGCGAAGAAGCCGAGAGCCAUAUGUCGGAGGAGCAAUGCCGACGCGAAGAAGAGCGGACCAUCAGCGAAAACCCCGACGAGGAGCUGCGGUACCCUGUUAUCCCCGCCGAAUCCGAGCCCCAGUCCGCCCUCCGGGCCGCCUCUGUCAACGACCACUCUACGAGCGGCUGAAGUAACAGACACUGGCAUACGUUCUAGAAGUGAAUAGCAACCUCACGAACUCGGACUAUGCCGCGAUC